Mus pahari (shrew mouse) is the source of this 2615-nucleotide messenger RNA. RefSeq names its product archaelysin family metallopeptidase 1 (gene Amz1). The record is from RefSeq and is a predicted model, not a curated record. Gene Ontology annotation, molecular function: metallopeptidase activity. Lineage: Eukaryota; Metazoa; Chordata; Mammalia; Rodentia; Muridae. The transcript has 7 exons. Bases 336 to 1847 code for a protein of 503 amino acids. Gene Ontology annotation, biological process: proteolysis.
GGAUCCCGCUUCAGUCCCUGCCUCGCGUGCUGACGUCACACCAGGACCGGUUUGGUCCCCGUGACCCGCACACCAAGCUUCUCUGGGGCAGUUCCGGAGGGCGCGGGGCUGCAAGGGGGUCAGCAGGCUUUUUUCUGCUCACCUUGCUGAGAAGUUCCAGAACAAGGCAGAAUUAAGCCUCACGGUCUCUCAGUCCAGUCUCCAUCUUCUGGGAGCCCUGAGCAGGUACUCUCUAAGCCUGAGGGAAGGUUCCACAAGAGACGGUGGCUGUCCCCUGGGAGAUCCAUGGCCCGGAAAAGGAAAUCAAAGGAGUGGCCAGUAGCCAAACACACGGCAUGGUGCAGUGCAAACCACCCCAGGAGUUCAGCUUUGGGCCUCGGGCUCUGAAGGAUGCUCUGAUCUCCAGCGACCUGGCCCUGAAGCAGCUGUAUACCUCAGCCUUCUCCCCGUCGGAGAGGCUCUUCCUGUCUGAGGCCUACAACCCUCAUCGGACGCUCUUCAGCACCCUGCUCAUUCACUCAGCCUAUGACUGGCUCCUGAGCCGCCCAGAAGCCCCCGAGGAUUUCGAGACCUUCCAUGCUUCUCUGCAGCUCCGGAAGCAGAGCCUGGCCCGGAAACACAUUUACCUGCAGCCCAUAGAUCUGAGUGAGGGGCUGGCGGGAUGCCCCCUGCUGGACCACCUUCGGAGCUGCGCCGAGGCUUUCUUCUUGGGCCUUCGCGUUAAGUGCCUGCCCUCAGUGGCUGCCACCUCCAUCAACUGCUGCUCAAGACCCAGUCGGGAUACUAAUGGGCUCCAGCUACACACAGAUGGCAUCUUGUCCUUCUUGAAGAACAACAAGCCAGGAGAUGCCUUGUGCGUGUUGGGCCUUACGCUGGCCGACCUGUACCCCCAUGAUGCCUGGACCUUCACCUUUGGCAGAUUUCUUCCGGGGCACGAAGUGGGUGUGUGUAGCUUCGCUCGCUUCUCUGGAGAGUUCCUGCAGGCUGGGUCCAGUGUUCCUGACCCAGCUUUGUUGGAGGCAGCAGCAGCAGCAGGUGGCCCCGAGACACUGCCUCGUGAGGGAGGACGGACCCUGUGCUUCAGCGCCCUGGGCAUGGUUCAGUGCUGCAAGGUCACCUGCCAUGAGCUCUGCCACCUCCUGGGCCUGGGGAGCUGUCGCUGGCUCCGCUGCCUCUUGCAGGGGGCGCUUAGCCUGGAUGAGGUGAUCCGGCGGCCCCUGGACCUCUGUCCCAUCUGCUUGAGGAAGUUGCAUCACCUCCUGGGCUUUAGGCUCCUGGAGAGGUACAAGAGACUCCAUGCUUGGACUCGGGUGAUGGUGGAGAUAUGGUCUGGUCAAGAGGCUGGGGAGCCAUCUGUGUCAGAGGACACCUUGCCCUUCAGUGCUGACUCAGGCAUGGGCUGCGAGAGUGACACGGAGCCUGUCACCAGCCCGUCAGAGCCUGUCACCCCUGAUGCAUGGAGUCGUACCUUCCCUGACGGACCUGAACCAGUGUCUGAGGACGCACUGAGCUCUCCUGUGGCCUCAGAAGUGUUGCUGAACCUCGGGGGGCCUGUGGACGCUGUGGAGGAGUACGGACAGUGGCUGACUGCGUGCGUCCAGACCCUGGGGCGGGAGGAAGCUGAAGAGGAGUUGCUCCAGGUGGAUGCGACCGUGGAUGCCCUGAGCCGCUGGGAGAUGUUCACAGGGCAGCUCCCGGUGACCAAGCAGCACGUGCCCUGUGGCAAGGAUAAUGUGGGACUGCGCAGGGUCCUGGGAGACAAGUUCUCUUCCCUGAGGCGACGGCUGAGCUCUCGCCGAUUUGCCAAGGCCAGUUCUUCCCACUGCCGCUGGGGGGCGGAGAAUUAACCCAGCAAGAUGGACCAGUCAAUGCCGAGAAGUCAGUUUCUGGCAUUAUUUUUUUCCCCCGCUGAGGAUACUUACCAACCAGGGUGCCCAGUGACUGAGGGUCCUCUGGUACCUGCAGGGUUAAAACAAAGGUUCCCAGAAGCUAAAGAAAUGCUCUUUGGGUGCUUGCCCACAGGGUUGUGGCUCCCAUGUUGUGUGGCCUGCAGCCGAAGCUGAGAGGCAGGAGGUAGCUACAGGUGCAGCCACCCUGCGGCAUGGGCUAUGUGGCUGUGUAUGUAUGUUUCUAUCUCUGUGUGUCUGUGCACGUGAGUGCAGUUGCCCAUAGAGGCCAGAAGAGGGCAUCACAUGCUAUUACAGGAAGUUGUAAGCCACCAUAUGUGGUUGUUUGCAAUUCAGUUCAGGUCCUCUGCAAGUGCAGCCCACACCUUUAAUGUCUGAGCCAUCUCUCCGGCACCACCAUUUGAUUUUGACCUGUGUUGCUAACAGAGGGUUCUUUUCCAUGGCUAGAAUGCCUUUCUGCUCACCAGGGCUGGCACAGGUGUCACUGAGAAGCACCUGAAGACAUUUGUGCCCUGUGAAGCUGGCAGAAGCGGGGGUGAUGGGGCUGGCCGUGGAAGGCAGAGGCCACUUCUCCAACCCUGGGGCUGCUGCUGCCACCAGUUAGGCCGGUGUGGUGGUUGGAACUCAGCUCUUUUGUCUCUGCUGACAUUUUUCCUGUCUCUGGCUAUAUAAACUUCUGACAUAGGAUGUUAAAAUUAUACAUCCACA